Amoebophrya sp. A120 is the source of this 738-nucleotide messenger RNA. The record is from the annotation of a GenBank genome assembly. NCBI's taxonomy places the organism in Eukaryota, Dinophyceae, Syndiniales, Amoebophryaceae.
AUGGGACACUGGGGAUUUGACCGCACGAUCUUCGGCACGCCUAAGAUUCUGUAUCAUUACACCCCCGCAACUUCUCAUCGAGCGAUCAGAACCUCCGGCACAUUGAUGCCGGCAGAAACUGCCGUUGUCGGACCCGGAGUUUACUUCACGAAUCUACAGCAAGGUUUAUUUAGCCUGACGGAGGUGAAAAAAGAAACGGUCGUUGGAGAAGAGUGCGUCGUGGCAUUUGAUGCGGAUGCCCUCAGGGAAAAGCAGAACUUCUACCUUGACCGCUUUCUGGAUGUGCGUAGGCGUCAGAAUGCAGGCGAGCCACAAGCUCGGUUGGCCGCUGACUGGCGGAGCCUUGGUGGAGCAGACAAUUUGCGAGCUUUCGAUGAGUACAUGAAGAACACCGGCACCGCAAUAAUGCCCGAAGUAAUGACACGCGGCAGUCCCUCCGGGGCACAGAAGGAAGCGAGCCUGAGUGACGUACUCGCUCGGCGACAGAAGGAGGUAGCCUGGGAAUUGAAGGAAAACUUAAACGACGAAGGAACAUAUCUUCUUGGGCCAACGAACCACUGGCGGGCGCGCAAAAAAGCCGCCUACACAAACGCACGUGGCCGCCGCAAUGGCUUUGACAUGCCGCCCGGCCGCGAAAGCGAGGGGGACGUUGUUAACCCGCCCGUCACCGAGAAUGGCGGCGAGAUUAAUUUGUCCACGCUUGACGAGGGCUACGACUUUAUCUCGGUCUGCGGACUC